CGGAAGACAGUUAUUUUGGGACCCACUAAACACUGCCACUCGUCUUCUCUUCUCUAUAUGAGAACCUCAAAUCCUCAUCUCUUCAUCAUCUUACAAUAACGACGUCGUAUUCCAACGUAUAAUGCUCUCAGUUUCUUUUCCCACAUCUCUCAGCACCGCCGUCAAUUUCGCCGGCAAAACCAUCUCAUCACAACCGUGCCACGUCAGAUCCCGGCGAAUUCUAAUUUCUGCCACAGCCACCGCAACUGAAGCUACCUCUACUAAGCUUUCUCACGCUAUGGUUUCAUCUUCAUGCACGUCGCUGUAUGAGAUUCUUGGAAUUGCGACCGUUGCUUCUGAUCAGGAGAUUAAGGCAGCUUACCGGCGACUCGCGAGAGUUUCACAUCCUGACGUGGCGACGGUUGAUCGGAAAGAUUCGUCGGCGGAUGAGUUCAUGAAGAUUCGUGAUGCGUAUUCUACGUUGUCAGAUCCUGAGAAGCGAGCUAGCUAUGAUAGAAGCUUGUUCCGGCGUCAGCAACCGCUUACGGCGAUGAGAUUUUCUGGACAUGGUUGUCGGAACUGGGAAACGGAUCAGUGCUGGUAGCGAGUUGACUCGUCCGAGUGAAGCCAGAGUUGAACCGAUAUUACUAUUUUUCUUUUUAGAUUUUUCCAGAAAAAUGGUAUGAAAUGCAAAAAAUUAAAAAGAAAAUUGAGUUUCCUAUCUUUUUUACUAUUUUGUUUUUAGAUAAAAUGGUAAUUAAUGUUUCUAAUUGUUAUGUAAAGUUAAUGGGCAGAUUCAGAUUGUAUAUUGGAUAUUUUAUAUUAUAAUGUUGAAUUCAUUUCUUUCAA
This is a messenger RNA of Trifolium pratense (red clover), 828 nucleotides long. Its product is annotated as chaperone protein dnaJ 11, chloroplastic-like. The transcript has a single exon. Lineage: Eukaryota; Viridiplantae; Streptophyta; Magnoliopsida; Fabales; Fabaceae. The record is from RefSeq and is a predicted model, not a curated record. Bases 122 to 583 code for a protein of 153 amino acids.